AUUCCUAACUCCUCUCUUCUCCACCCAACAAAAACAUACCUCUACUCUUUACAACUACUGAUUGGUUUCUCAUAUCUUUGUCUCUUCCUCUCCCAACUUCUGGGGACUAUAAUUUUCUAGCCUUUUGGUUCAGUUUUGAGCGCAGAGCUCUUCAGUUUCAGAGACCCAUUGACUAUUUUGUUUAAUUGGGGGAGUGAUGGCUAUGCAUGUUAGCAGUGCAGGGUUUUCUAUUUUUAGUCACAUGAGAGUUAAUAGAGUCAGAGCUGUUGCUUCUGAUAAUGUGAGCGUGGAGGAACAGAAGGUGCCAUUGGGGGCUUCUGAGUUGAAGGUGACAAAGCUUGGGAUUGGAGCUUGGUCUUGGGGUGACACCAGUUAUUGGAAUAACUUCGAAUGGGAUGAUAGGAAGAUGAAGGCUGCUAAGAAUGCUUUUGAUGCAAGCAUUGAUGGUGGCAUAACCUUAUUUGAUACUGCUGAAGUUUAUGGCUCCAGGGCUUCUUUUGGUGCUAUAAACUCUGAAACUUUACUAGGAAGAUUUAUCAAGGAAAGGAAAGAAAAGGAUCCAGAAGUGGAGGUUGCUGUUGCAACCAAAUUUGCAGCUUUGCCUUGGAGGCUGGGUCGUCAGAGUGUCAUAUCUGCCCUUAAGGAUUCCCUCAGUCGCCUUGGUCUAUCUUCAGUAGAACUGUAUCAACUCCAUUGGCCAGGAAUAUGGGGAAAUGAAGGAUAUCUUGAUGGUCUUGGAGAUGCUGUUGAGCAAGGCCUUGUGAAGGCAGUUGGCGUCUCAAACUAUAGAGAAAAGAGAUUGCGUGAUGCAUAUGAGAAACUCAAAAGGAGAGGUAUCCCGUUAGCAUCAAACCAAGUGAAUUACAGCCUCAUAUACAGGACACCAGAGGAGAAUGGAGUUAAGGCUACAUGUGAUGAACUUGGGAUCACUUUGAUUGCCUAUUCUCCUAUUGCUCAAGGUGUUCUCACAGGAAAGUAUACACCUGAUAAUAUUCCAACUGGCCCUCGAGGCCAGAUUUACACUCGCGAUUUUCUUACAAAGCUCCAACCUCUGCUGAACAGAAUUAAGGAAAUAGGAGAAAAGUACAGUAAGACACCUACACAGGUAGCCUUAAACUGGCUGAUAGCCCAGGACAAUGUUGUGCCAAUUCCAGGAGCCAAAAAUGCAGAACAGGCUAUGGAAUUUGCGGGUGCUCUCGGAUGGAAGCUCAACGAUGAUGAAGUAACUGAGUUGCGCUCCUUGGCUUCCGAGAUUAGACCUGUAACUGGUUUCCCUGUUGAAAACUUGUAAAAAAAAUUUACACUGGCAUCUGUGUUGUAAGCUCUAUACAUGCAAGAAUGUAGGUAUACACUUCAAAAUACAAAAGGCACAUAUUAUCAUCAAAAUGAUUGA
Messenger RNA from Argentina anserina (silverweed cinquefoil), 1393 nucleotides. RefSeq lists its product as uncharacterized. Bases 197 to 1291 code for a protein of 364 amino acids. The transcript has 10 exons. Gene Ontology annotation, cellular component: cytoplasm. NCBI's taxonomy places the organism in Eukaryota, Viridiplantae, Streptophyta, Magnoliopsida, Rosales, Rosaceae. The record is from RefSeq and is a predicted model, not a curated record.